AGCACAUCGAGUAGUCUAGGUGUAUCGGAUGGCCGGCGGUGUUCGUAGUUCGCUUCUACCGGUUCUAGCCUUCGCAUCAAUGACGAUAAGUUACACCCAUGCUCAGGUGCGCGAACGCAUGAACUUUCAACUGGCGCGCGCGAUGUGAGUUUGCGAGAAAUUUCACCGCGAAACUUUUUUACAAACGAAAACUUCAUGAUGUUGCGCCGUAAAGACAGCGUCGCACGCAAGACGCGCAAAAACCUCCCGCGUCUCGACGAUCUUGUCCUGCACAACUGCAAACUGAAGUUCUACUCCGAGCAGUUGCAGAAUUUGAAUUUCCUCUUCGAACGCAAGCUGGACGAAAUGCCUUCGAAAAGACACGUGGACGAGGAUAAGCUGCCCCUGGCUAUUUCAGUGGUGGAGAGAUUGAUUCAGAGAUUGGUGUGCGGCGUCGGAAUAAUCGAUCCGAAUUUCGCCAGUAAAUAUUUGAUUCAUUUACAUGAGAACAACGUAGAAACGACGAGUCUGCAAUAUUUAUUGCGAUUGGAUAAUUUAUCGACGCCGACGUUGUACGACGGCGACAGUCCGCCGGCGUACGCGAUCGUCGAAAACGAUCCGGAUUUUCCCAAAGGAUACGCGCGCGUGCGGGCCCACCCCCAGAUGAUGAAGAACUGGGGCAUCUUCACGAACAACGAGGGCUACCUGCGUCGAGACAAGAUUCAAGCAAAAUACGUCGAGCUGUUGGCAACGGCGGCUGCCAGUGACAUGUCGAUGGUGCCCAACGAGCUGGACGAGUCCAUAUUGUGCGCGUCUCCUGGUAAAGUGGUCGAUGCGUUUACCCUGCGGCAGAUUCUCCGUCGUGCGCCAGAGGAACACGUUUAUUUCGGAGGCAAUGGCAGCACACCACGAUUUCCUGAUCCGCGGGACUUCCGGUUGGCGAUCGUAGACGAACCGGGUGGUAUUCGUAUUAGACUGGAAUUUUUGUCGCCAGCUUUGUCUUCGACAAGCAUGAAUGUCCGAUUGUUGAUAGGAAUCGAGAGUGAUGCGUGGCCUGCAUCGACUGACUUCCCAGGACGCGUUCCUUUAGGUCAUCCGGAUUCUUUGUUGUACAAUGAGGCAGGACAAAUGGGCGCUUAUCUGGUCGGUUAUGGGGUGCAAUCUUCAGCGUGGCAAGUGCGGUUCCCUGCUGCGGAGGAACUGCUGAUGUGGAACUAUAGCAAAAAUAGCGCGGUGUCCAACAUAUUCAAGCUGAGCGAACGCAUCUUAGAUGAGAUUUAUGAAGAAAGUGCCCGGCAUCAGAAAUAUCAAUACACCUACAGAAUCCUAAAUUCCUACAUCUUCAAAACAGCAUUAUUGUAUGAACUUGAAAAGGACUUUACAAAUCCCACGCGCUUGAUUCUUAAUUGGUCCCCGAGGAUGUUAUCAACACAUAUUCUAAAGAUCCUUGAUCACAUGGUGCAUGCAUUAAAAAUACAACGCUUUCCUAAUUACUUCUAUUCAGGAGCAAAUCUUCUGGUAAACCCGGGUCACCUCUGUGAGGAUGACUAUAUCUAUGAAUCUAGGAGAGUUGCCACGCUCCUAGUACAGUUCUACCACCUUAGUUUAGCCCACAACAAUACACAAGAAUAUGAAAGGUAUAUCCUGUCCCAGGAGUUGGAGCUUUUGCUAUUGCAUAAGUGGAAGGAGCUCAUUGAUAGCCUUCUACCGCCUACUUCAACACGAGGGCGUCGGUUCUGUUUUGCUGGUUCCCGUACCAGCGUAGCAUAUACGCAGUACACAGCACGUCAGAUUGAAUUCUUGGCGUUGUUGUUCCAAGCCGCACUGGCUGUCCAUAACAAUCGCAUAGUCCCCCCUGAUGACGGGGAUGAACAAUGCAGUACAGCCACCAUGUGUCAGAUGGAUGCCUCACAUGAUCUGGUCUACAUCAUAGUUAUUCUCUUACGACAGGCAAAAGAGCAUUUUCUGAAGACUAAUCCCUCAGGUAAGGUGCGUCGGAAAUUAGCGACUGGGUUUGAAUCAUGCGUAGCCAAACUGGUAGAGAUAAUCCGAAGGGCUAACGAACCCAUCGCUGAUGAGGUAGAUUUUGUGAAAGUGGUUCUUAAAUGGUUAUAUCGUGCGUUGGAUCAAAACAAACGAUUGCUAGCGCCUCUCUUGCGUCCAUAUCUCAAUAUCCUGUUUGUGACUUCACACGGAAACGCGUGGUUUUUGGAAAAUAUCAGAAAAAGGGCACAAUGCGAUGAGGUGGAUGCCCUAUUGCUCUACAAUCGCCUUGUAAACGAAGAACGCGUUACACCAGCAGAGGCUUUAGUUGAUUGCGUAUCCAAAAAAUGGAUAUGGGCGAAAGAUUUCCUGGAGGCUAUUCGGGACCAACCAGUUCGAGUUGUCUUUGUUCCGAAGCGGGGGAAAGUUAUCAGACACGUCAUGUCAGUUCCCCAACCCCCGGAAGAUGAUCACAAUGAUAACAUCGAUAAUUUGAACAAUAAUCUCAAUAUAAAUCUCAAUUUGAACAAUUUGAACGGUAUUGACACCAAGGAGGAUUUGAAUUUUGAAACGUUAGGCCAUCGCAGCUAUUUCUGCACGUUGCUGAAAAAUUGUUAUAGAAAUGAGAACAAAGGCGAGCCCUGCAACGUGCCGUGGUAUUGCGUCCUGCGGGACUCUAGCCCGAUGACGUUAAUUUUUCAACAAGUCCACCGCAACGGAGACCACAGAUGUAACGGUGACAUUGUGCAGACGCUCUUGUCCAUGCAAAAAAUGAACAUUUUAAAUGAAGUUACAUCGAUACUACCUGCAGAUGAUCGUCAUCAGCUGAUGGAUUUACUACAGAGGUUCAAUGCGGAAAAGCGUAGGUCAACUUUGCGGAAACGAGCCAAGACCCUACCGGUGCAGGAUUACGCCGAGAAGCCGAAGUCUUUCGCUAGUUUCGAGAAGUAUACUCGCACGGAAGAAAGCGCAGGGUUGCAGGUGACGCGCGAUAGCAGUUUCACAGACUCCACGGCAACCGUGGGAAUGCGCAGCGUUCACUCUGGUGUCAGCAACUGCACCAGCAGCGGCGGAAGUGAUGACCGCCGCACGCGGCUGCGAUACAGCCAAUCGAUGAAAUUCUGAAGCAGCAGAAGCUGGCCGUUAGAUGCGUAGAAUUUUAGAUCCAUGUGUGCAAGCCCUCUUUCUGUAGUCCUGCAAUUCGUUAUGUCACAGCAAUAGAAAGUUGAGCGCCA
Dalotia coriaria is the source of this 3197-nucleotide messenger RNA. RefSeq lists its product as uncharacterized. Lineage: Eukaryota; Metazoa; Arthropoda; Insecta; Coleoptera; Staphylinidae. The transcript is spliced from 9 exons. The record is from RefSeq and is a predicted model, not a curated record. Bases 196 to 3087 code for a protein of 963 amino acids.